AUGACGGGGGUCGUGACGUGGCAUGGUGAAUGCCGAGACGACGAGCGUGGAGAGAGAGAGAGAGAGAGAGAGAGAGAGAGAGAGAGAGAGAGAGAGAGAGAGAGAGAGAGAGAGAGAGAGAGAGAGAGUUUAGGGCUCCUCGCCUCCCUUCCUUUUCGUCCACUCUCCCUUCUCCCCCUUCCACACGCACCGGUAACCACUCCCAUCCCCCUUCUUUAUUCAACCCUCCUCGCCCUUCAUCUCCCCUCCUCUACCCCACUCCACUGGCAACCCCUUUCGCUCAUUCUCGCCUCCUCCUUAUCCGGCAUAGCUUACAAAUCAGAGUGUCCCAACAAUCCACCUCGUCCACAUUCACUUCAGCUGCCUGUUCUUGUGUGA
Molecule: messenger RNA, 378 nt
Organism: Closterium sp. NIES-65
Lineage: Eukaryota; Viridiplantae; Streptophyta; Zygnematophyceae; Desmidiales; Closteriaceae
Source: the annotation of a GenBank genome assembly